CAAUCUAGGCUCCGGUUAUACAGAGCCGUCUAUAUAACUGAAUACAACUCUACUGAAAACUAUGGCAUUGCAUGUGAAGUAUCAAUGUGAGACUGGACAAAACACAGGGCAGAUUCAUUCCCUCUGUGGCUGUAAGCCUUGUCAGAGGUAUUAGUGAUUCUCCCUUUAUCCUCCCACUGUUCUUUCAAAAACACCAUAGCUAGUUGUGAUUAAAUCUGGGGACAUCAAAGAAAGGGUGUUCUAUUUCCACAGAUGAAGAAAAGAUGUUCAUUUAGGUGUUGACCAUCACAGCCUAAAGGCAGAGCUCCAGGCUGAGUUGUGUGGGGGUCUGGUUGAGGACCUGAGGAGCUACCAGCCACCAAUUAGAACUCCAAGGGACGCACUCACUAUGGCAGAUGGGAGUGGGGCUACUGAUCGAGAGCAACUCCUGAAGAGGGUGCAGAACUUGGAGGAGGAGGUGAAGCGACUGCAGGAGAAGCUGUUGGAGGGCAAGGAGGGCACUGUGGCAAAAGACACUGUUUCAGUGUCCAGGAAACCCAGGAAGCAGCAGCAGCAGCGGCCUUUUGAUUUCAGUGCCUAUGGCCGCAGGCAUGUGGCACUGAAGAUUGCUUACCUUGGCUGGGGGUACCAAGGCUUUGCCAGCCAGGAGAACACCAACAACACAAUCGAAGAGAAGUUGUUCGAAGCCUUGAAGAAGACGCGGCUGGUAGAUGACAGACAGACCUCCAACUAUCACCGCUGCGGGCGGACAGACAAAGGAGUCAGUGCCUUUGGGCAGGUGAUUUCCCUAGAUCUCCGCUCAAACCUGUUAGAGGGGAAGAAACUAAAUGGUUGCAAGGAUGACUCAGAAAGGAAAAACAGUAAAUCAGAGGAAGAGCUACGCUACACCCAUAUUCUGAACAGGGUACUCCCACCAGAUAUCCGUGUGCUGGCCUGGUCCCCUGUGGAGCCUGACUUCAGCGCCCGGUUCAGCUGCCUCAGGAGGACCUACCGCUACUUCUUUCCCUGCGCAGACCUGGACGUGGCCCUCAUGCAUGCUGCCGCCCAGAGGUACGUUGGGACACAUGAUUUCCGUAACCUAUGUAAAAUGGAUGUGGCCAACGGUGUGAUCAACUUCCAGAGAACAAUUUUCAGCGCCCAGGUGAUGUGGGUGGACAGGGGACCUGAAGCUGGGCUGCGGGACCCUUUUCAACUAUGCCAGUUCGAGGUGACGGGACAGGCAUUCCUCUACCACCAAGUGCGCUGCAUGAUGGCUAUCCUCUUCCUGGUCGGACAGGGGAUGGAGAGCCCAGAAAUCAUUGACGAGCUGCUGGAUGUAGAGAAGAACCCCCAAAAACCACAGUACAGCAUGGCCGUGGAGUUUCCCCUGGUCCUGUAUGACUGUGAGUUUGAGAAUAUUCAGUGGAUCUAUGACCAGGAGGUACAGGAGUUCAACGUUACCCACCUGCAGCAGCUCUGGGCCAGCCACGCAGUCAAAACUCAAGUGCUGCAUAACAUGUUACAAGGCCUGGAUGCUGCUCCAGUGGCUGCAGGGAAAGGCCCAGGGGAUAUCACUACUACUGUCCUUUGGGGAGAUCUGAAGCCUCCAGUGCAAAACCAGGCCAGCAGCUUCAUGGAAGGGGUCAAAGCCCGCACAUACAAGCCCUUAAUGGAGCGGCCCAGGUGUGAGGGGCUGGAGUCCCGCAUCCAGCACUGCCUGCGGAGGGGCCGCAGCCAGGCUGCAGAGCGGGCCGCCAAGCGGCUCUGCACCAUGGGAGGCCCGGAGCUCGCCUCACCAAGCAGUGAUUCCUGAAGGGAUGCUCGACCCCCCCCCCCCCCUUUUUUUUUUUUUUUAGUUUCCCCUUGCGAGUUUGAUAAAUUUCUACUGAUUUGGGUAAAGUGCUGCUGUGUCGCGGCCAGUGGAGGGGCACGAGCGGGGGGGGGGGGGAGGGGGGGGAGGAGGGGUUGGUCUCCUCAGAGCAGAGGAGCCCCCCUGCGAUGUGGCAGCCCCAAGCUUGAGGUACUGGCGCCUCCCCACGCACUACGGAAGGCGGGA
This is a messenger RNA of Oxyura jamaicensis (ruddy duck), 2035 nucleotides long. RefSeq names its product pseudouridine synthase 3 (gene PUS3). NCBI's taxonomy places the organism in Eukaryota, Metazoa, Chordata, Aves, Anseriformes, Anatidae. Bases 389 to 1792 code for a protein of 467 amino acids. The record is from RefSeq and is a predicted model, not a curated record. Gene Ontology annotation, molecular function: RNA binding; pseudouridine synthase activity. The transcript has 5 exons. Gene Ontology annotation, biological process: mRNA pseudouridine synthesis; tRNA pseudouridine synthesis. Gene Ontology annotation, cellular component: cytoplasm; nucleus.